AUGGCCAAUAUUGUCCAAGAAGAUGGCAUCCAUGUGGAUGGAACAACAAAAUUUAACAUUGGCAAUCGUUACUGGCAUGAGGGCUCCUCCGUCAAAACACUCAUACAAGAUAUCAAAGAUGUCACUAAUUGCGACAUGAUAUGCUCACGUGAGUGGGAGGUACACUAUCCCCAGCUUGACGAGUUAUACGAUGGUGCGCAGCAAACGAUUUAUGUCGUUACAGAGGCUAUUGUCGCUUGGUGCAAAGCUUUUAUAAGCCUCGCAGCAGAGGAAUCAAAUUGGAAAUGGAAGAAUGAAAUGAUUCGCAAGGUGGAUAAGGUAGGCGGCAGGAUCCGACUUGAGAUCAAGGUGAGUCGCUCUCCUUUACAAGAACAAGAGAGAGAAAAAGGAAUCGAUGAAAGAGGCAGGAGACGGAUUGGCAAAUCGCAAACUGUCCAACUAACCCGUACGAUUGCAAAGAUAUACCAAGCAAAGUCGCCUUCUGUCCUAUGGUCAGACGAAGACCUAGGUUUCGUCCUUUGUAUCCCAGAAAAAGAUAGGAUGGACAUGUCCAAACUGGUUUUUCCAUUCAAGGACCAACUGCUCUCCGCCUUUGGCAACUACGAACUAUAUCACAUUCCUAAAGUGCAAGACGUCAAGGAUCCAAGCGAGCUUCUCCUCAAACCUCCAUAUUAUCUCAGCAUUCAGAGUAUUAGCCAGACCUACAUAAUCGUCCACAGCAGCCACUCUCCUAGCCUCGAAUUUCUCGCCAAAUACCUCCGCAAGAACUGCCGUCGUUCCCGCAAGCACAUGUUCGCGAUGACGCACAUAUUCAAGACGCUGGGACCCCCCGUCAUGGACAUCGAGCUUCACCAAAACCCAUUCACCCCCAAAGAAAGCGCCAUAUACGACACUCUCACCCUCAAGGCCGAUUCUUCACCCGGUGGUCCUGUCAAGUGCAUCUCUCCCUUCACACUGGUUCAUCUGGUCAGGGAAGAACCUUUGGAAGAGCCUCUGGAAGUAGUCUACAGGUAA
Messenger RNA from Trichoderma aggressivum f. europaeum, 1014 nucleotides. RefSeq lists its product as uncharacterized. The record is from RefSeq and is a predicted model, not a curated record. NCBI's taxonomy places the organism in Eukaryota, Fungi, Ascomycota, Sordariomycetes, Hypocreales, Hypocreaceae. The coding region runs from base 1 to 1014 and encodes 337 amino acids. The transcript has 4 exons.